CACACACACACAUAUACAGUGUAUUUGUAUGGGUCAGUUCUCUCUUUCUGUUUGAGCGAGUGUUGGAGUACAGAAGAGAGUGUAUGUAUGACAGAAGAAGUAUAGCACUGUGUACAGACCUGUAGACUUAUUACUCUUUAUGUGUGAGGGGAUCAUUCUAACUCGGGACUUUGAAGAAAGGUGGGCACGCAACAGUAAUGGGAGACUGGAGCUCGCUUGGGAAGCUUUUGGAAAGUGCCCAGGAACACUCCACGGUGGUGGGCAAAGUCUGGCUCACCGUACUCUUCAUCUUCCGGAUCUUGGUGCUCGGUGCUGCCGCAGAGAAGGUUUGGGGCGAUGAGCAGUCCGGUUUCACCUGUGACACCAAACAACCUGGUUGCCAGAACGUAUGCUACGAUAUAACCUUCCCGAUCUCUCACAUCCGAUUCUGGGUGCUUCAGAUCAUCUUCGUCUCCACUCCGACACUGAUCUACCUGGGCCACAUCCUGCACCUGGUGCGCAUGGAGAAGAAACCAAAACACAACGAAGCAGGCGGGACGGACAAACAGGCACUUUUGAACACCAAAUCUGGAAGAGGUCCCAUACGUGACGAACAGGGGAAGAUCCGUCUGCAGGGAGUCUUGUUACGCACGUAUGUCUUCAACAUCAUCUUCAAAACACUGUUUGAGGUGGGCUUCAUUGUGGCACAGUACUUCCUGUACGGAUUCGAACUCAAGCCACUGUAUACCUGCAACAGAUGGCCCUGUCCCAACACCGUCAACUGCUACAUCUCACGACCUACAGAAAAAACCAUCUUCAUCAUAUUUAUGCUGGCAGUGGCCUGUGUUUCUCUGCUGCUCAACCUGGUGGAGAUGUACCACCUGGGUUUCACUAAAUGCCACCAGGGUCUUCGAUACAGGCGCUCUCAUUCUGUCUGCGACACUGAAUCUAAAGCACCUAGUGAGGAUGUGGUGGUUCCGUUUGUGCCAAACUACCCGUAUUUUCCACCUCACGCACCGCCUCCGGCACCUUUUCCCACAGAGCCACACUUCAACCUCUCAGAACCCGACGGAACCUUCCCGCAAAACAGCAGCCGCUCCGCUUAUAAGCAGAACCGCGAGAACAUGGCUGUAGAGCGCAGCGGGAAACCGGAUGCUGCAGAUUUCAAAAUCAACAAAACUAAUUCUGUCCCCGGAUCACCAAGCCAGCAGCGCAGGCCCAGCUAUUCAAGUCGAUACAGCAACAACAAGACCAGGAUGGAUGACCUCAAAAUCUGACCAGACACAAACAAGACUCCAACUAGACUCUGAGCGCAUGACAAGAAUAUUAGUGUCAUUAAGAAUGACAUCAGAAUCAGGGAGUCCGAAUGUAAACUGGUGUGAUGCUUUACUUGAAUUCAUUUUGUGGGAACAUUGCAAUAACUUGAUCAUUAAUCGAAAAGAUUGAUGAUUGAAUCAUAAACUAAAAUCAUAUGGAAGCUUUGCUUUGAUAAAUCCUAAUUGGUAAGUCAAAAAGUAGAGAUUAUGAUACAUUAAGUCAUAAUUAUGACAUAAAAAGUCAAAAUGAUGUCAUAAAUGAAAUUAUGAAAUACAAAUCAUGGCAUAAAAAGUUGAAAUUAGGAGUCAUUAUGACAAAUUUCUACAUAAUAAAAAAAAUUAUUAUAAUUUCGACAUUUUGAUUUCCAAAAUUAUGAUCUGAUCUCAUUUUUUUCCCCAGAAUUUCAACACUAUAUGUCAUAAUCAUGAUAAACUAAAAUAUGUAUUUUUUUCUAAUGUGUAUGGCGGAGAAGGUCUUUCAUAAGGAUGAUCACUUAAAAUGAAUUAAAGGAGACUUACGGGUAAAAUGUGAAUGUUUGAAACUUGUGAGGUUUUUAAGGGGCAGACUUACUGGAGGAAAACUAAUUUAUAUUUUUUCAGUGGCAACAUUAAUCACAUUUUACAAGUCAACAGCUUACAACAGUUUCAUCAGCUAGACUUGGCUGAAUGUCUUUACCAGGUGUUUACAGUGUGUCUAUGGCCUGUUUAAAAAUUGUACAACCAGAGAACUAGUACUGUAUGAAUGUACUAUCCACACAUUCUCAUGUUAACAUGAAUGAUAUAAAGAAA
Molecule: messenger RNA, 2084 nt
Organism: Carassius gibelio (silver crucian carp)
Lineage: Eukaryota; Metazoa; Chordata; Actinopteri; Cypriniformes; Cyprinidae
Gene: gja2
Product: gap junction protein, alpha 2
Exons: 2
Coding region: 198-1256 (352 amino acids)
Biological process (GO): cell communication
Cellular component (GO): connexin complex
Source: RefSeq, a predicted model, not a curated record